AGUUGCCGUUGCGUCAAUUUGACACCCGUGAACAUCUAGACUUUAGCCAAUCUUCGGUCAGCGACCUAUGGUUUUUACCACGUUUUUACCAAGAGUGCUUAGAAAAAUACUCAAAAUCAGUUAAAAUAUGAUUUGGAAAUUGAAGUACAUUUACUACGGGAUGCUGGUAAAACUUGUAUUUUAACGAAGCAGCGACAUAGAAAUGGCCUUGUCAAGCGAGCUUUUGUUGCGUUUGGACGCGGAUGCGGAACCGCUGCCAAAACGGCUGAAACUGGCUGAGAACGCAUUUUGCAGCACUGAUCUGCCGAUAAAUCAUAAAGAAGAUUUGAUAGUCAAAUGGCUGUGCAAAGUAGCACCCACAGAAUUGAUAGUUUGGAAGAGUUUGAGACUUUGUGUUUACUGUCAAACUGACAACAGAACCACUCUAAAUCUCGAAACGAAAACGAAACUGGUUGAAACUCUAACAAACCAACUGAACUUCAAGGAGGAAAAUAUUCCUGAUGAGAUGCUCGAUUGCUGCAUUUGGAUUUUGACAAACCCUAAAAUGCAGCAUUACUUCCAGAACGUACUGAGUAAAUUCGGACGUUUUUUGCAAUGUCUACUCAUCAGAAUUAGGGUAGAGAACUUUAAACAGGCAGCUACUAAUGAUGAUGUGCCUGACCGAAGCAGCCUUGUCUUGUCAGAAGUUAGACAAGCUUGUGUCUUGAAUUCCAUUGAUAGUUUAAUUCAGGUGCAUAAACACCAUUCCGAUAAAAAUCAGGUGGCUGAAACUUUUUUGGACUAUGUUUUGAGUCCACUCUGCGCCCUAAUAGAUCCUACCUGCACGGACAACUCUAAUAGGAUUGGAGCAGAAACGCAUAAAUGUAUACAACAAAUAUUGUUUGGCAAAGCAAGGUACAACGAGUACAAAGAAUAUAGUUCCGGAAUAGGAAAUGGAUGUUUACCUGUAAAAUUAUUCACCACACUUACCCAACUCCUUGCUAAAAUGGGUUCUGAUGAUGUUUCGGUUAUGUUGAGUUACGUCUUCCGUGCUGCAGUUGGCUCCUAUAAAACAGACGGUGAACUGAUAGACAGCUUCUUCAGAAGCUUUGUAAAUUCUGCGGGUAAUCUAAAAACUGUAGUAUCAAAUUACCUGAUUAAUUAUCUGACUGACAUUCAUCUGGAGUUUGGUAACAAGAUUGACAAUCUAACUCUGAUGGAAUUUCUUACCAGCUUAAUUGACGAGAUUCUUUCAAAAGAAGAAAGGUUGAGUCGUAAGGAUUAUGAUCUGUUGCGCAAUGUUACCAACUUGAAUCCGCUGGUUGUAGAAAGUAAAUUACCAACCAUCUUCCGGAGAAUACUCCUCGAAGCUAGAUCAUCAAGGUCUGAAGAGCAGUCCUACGUUAUGUUCCUGAUUAGCGCCGUGGAUGCAAGCUCGCGUCUGAGGCGUGAACAAAAAUUGAUUCCAUGGCUUCUGCUGGCUCUUAACACAGCUCUCCAGGAAAAUAAAAAGUCCUGUCUAUUACCAGCAGAAGUUUUCCCUACCCACUUCACUUCCAAAUUCACAAGUCUUGCUAGCGGUUUGCAUAGCCCGCAAGUUACAGCUAUGCUCAAGUCGCUGAGUUACCACUUAAAAUCAAACUGUGUCGAUGAAUUUAAUAUCAACUCUGCAGGUCAGGUUACCCUGAUGACAGAAUGUACAGUCCUAUUAAUGGUUUCAUUUUUUAAUGGUAUUCGGAUAUUUGAACACAACAUACCUCUUCCCAUGCAAAAAAAAUUUACCAGUGCAUUAAGUGAACUGGGUGACAUACUUUCUACUCUAAGCAAAAAGAUUUCGAAUACCACAUAUAAUGGUAGGAUGACGAUUAUCUUGUUGGAAGCUGCUCUGUCAUGGAGCAGAGUAUGGAGUCUACUGGCUUUCUACGCCCCAAAAUCGGGCGCGGAAAAUAUGCCUUUCCCAAUUUCAGAGGAUGACUUGCAGCAUGUGAUCCAAAGGGUCGAGAACUUUGGAGAUACGGGCUGCAAAGAAGCCCUGAACAAAUUUUCACUGCACCGAACAAAAAUAAAUCUGAUUCGUGAACCCCAGGCAAGGUUGACUGGUCUUGUCGGCGAGAUGCAAAAUUUUUGGUUACUUAUUCUUCAGGAUUAUCCAGAGCUUGUUUCAUUAUUAACCCUUGAUCAGCUAAUGCAGCUGACCUCGUUCUUUUUGGCACAGAUGAUCACACACAGUGAAAGCAGCUUCCAAAAGUUACAAGAUUUAUUGAGGCAAGAAACUCUAGAAGAAAAUAAAAGAUUCGUUAUUGUGAUACUCUGCCAAAUUUUUAUUGAAAUUGGAUCAUUAGCUAAACAAAACAUGACUACGGAUAUAGUCGCACGAAUUAAUAUUGUAAACAUAUUGGAAGCUGAGAGUGAUGAUGCUAUUCCAGCAUUGGAUUCCAAUAAACUGAUUAAGGAUGUUCCAGUAUUAUCAACUCUGCAUAAAGAUGAGAUGUACAGGAUAGAGAAAUAUUUACAUGCCUUACUGUGUCUACCUAUCAGGCAUCUUGGUAUUUCACUAAGGACAAUGACGUUUGUAAUUACUUACGUUAUUGAAAGAUCAUGUCAACAUCAUGAAAGAAUUAAAACCUUAUGCAACAACAUAUUAUUUGAAAGUCUAGAAGAAGGUGGGCUGAAUGUUUUGGAGUACAUUGAUUUGGACUCAUUGGUACCUAAUCUUCCCAGAAACAAAGUUUUACAAAAAGCGUUCGAAUUAUCAUUGCGCAAUGUAAAGACGUUAUCAGGAUCUCCGACUUUACUUACACUUAGUAGCUGUCCAGACGAAUCAAUUUCAACAGUUUUAUCAUGUAUCGAAAAUGUCAAACAAAAAACAAAUAAGACAGUAAAACUUACUCUGGAUAAAGUUGAAAAGAAACUGGGCAAGCGAGCUUUGAAAACAUGUAACGAAAAUAUAGAAUCUGCUGAAGAAGUCAAGAAAAUUACCAUGGCAUUAAAAAUUUCCCUUGGAAAAAACAGUGUCAAAGAAAAUCUUAAAAAAUCGGUUAGCUCAAUGCUCCGAUCCGCCUUUAUGAAUGGUGUGGAUGUAAGUUCAAAAGAAGAAAAUUACAACAAUGAUAGAGAGGACUUCAUUGAAAAAGCUUUAGAAUUGGCAAUCAUCGCCUUGCAACAUAGGUCAUAUUUAGAGUUACCAGACGAAAUUGUUGCAGGCAUUUGGAGUACUGUUUUAAAAUAUCCACAAACAAAACUACUAACCAUCUUGCUGGAGGCUACAACUCCGAAAGUAUUCAACGAAGUUUUAAUGUCCCUCCACAGGCAGACUGAAAUGGAAUUGUAUGAGCCUGAUGCGAUAAAAUUGAACAAUACACUUGUUAUUUGGAAUUGCAUUGAGAUGUCAGACAUGGGAACAAGUCGAAAUAAAUCUCGACAGCACGCUACGCGAAAGCUGAUGCGGAUGCUGCUGAUACUUGAGAUAAGAACUGAGCACUGGCCCGAUGUGUUAAAAUUGCUACAAGUGAUCGUUAACUCAAAGCAUAUGCAGCUAUUUGGUGAAUUUAUCGACAUGAUAAUAUCGAUAGCUACCAGGUCAAUAAGAGAAGGAAAUAGCUUGCUUGAAUGCGACAAUGUAUUAAUACUUUGCCUGAGCUUAUUAAGAUCCAGAGUUGAAAUGAUGACUGACAGACUCCCGCUACUAUUGCAGCUUUUCAGACAAGCUGUUACCUUUGUAUCCUCCCAAGCUAAAAAAGAAAGUACAGCAAAUAGUCAUUUAUUGGGACUAUGCGCUCUUAACGUUGAAAAAGUUACCAGUGCCUUAUGCAAAUUGAAAAGGCAUAUGGAAAGGCUCAGCCCUUACUUAAUUUCUGAUAUGGUAGAUGUUUUUGCAAAAGGAGAUUUAGAGCCCAUCAAAGAGCCAUUCCAAAAUUGUAUCAACAAACUACUGAGCAUUUGCGAUCCUCACGGAGUGGCCUUAAACUAUAGAGCCUUACCAGCAGCAAAGCGUGAAAUAUUCAAAAACAUGAGCGAUACAUACAACAAGUUCCAUAGAUUUACUGGAAAAAUUUGAUCUGUCAAAUACAAACCAUUACUUCCUGUUGAAUACUUGUAGUCUUAAGUUUUACUGUAUUGAAUAAAAUGAUGAUAAAUUUUA
Molecule: messenger RNA, 4120 nt
Organism: Neodiprion fabricii
Lineage: Eukaryota; Metazoa; Arthropoda; Insecta; Hymenoptera; Diprionidae
Exons: 10
Coding region: 203-4036 (1277 amino acids)
Biological process (GO): ribosome biogenesis
Cellular component (GO): nucleolus
Source: RefSeq, a predicted model, not a curated record